GUUUACAACGAAAUCUUAUAUUGGUAUUCACUGCGAAAGGUGGAGGGAAACUGACAGAAAAUAAGUCCUUAAAAAUGCUAAUAACAAUAUUAUGGUCAAUAAAAAAGUGCUCGCCAUCACGAAAAUCGCAUCAAAUAAGUGACCCUUCUUCAGUUUAGACCCUUCUACAGACGUCUAGACAUGGUCACCACGUUAAAGACACUGAUCAAAUCACUUAGCGGCUUUACAUGUAAAACGCAGUUAAUCUGGUUCAAAAGACAAUAACGGAGAGAAUGACACCCUGUUGCUUUUUGUUCGUGUCUACACUUAUAAUACAUUUGUACAUUUUACCAGACGUCACAUAAGACGUUCCCCAGAGAAACAGCGGUAGAUGUAGCUAUUAUGGGGCACGGAAAUUGAAGUAACAGAGGUGACAUGCACCUUUUAAGAAUAAAGUAUUUUUUGCGAUCACACACCUGCGGACAACCAGAAAAAAAUAUCAAGAGGCCACACCUUGACUAACAUGGCGUAUAGAACUAUCCAUACAGACCGGGAUACGGGGCACAGAAGUCGACAAUAACAGCUGAAAUAAAUCUGUCAGGACGCUUUGACCACUCAGAUGAAGCAUUAAUUAACGCUGAUCUGGUAAUGGCACUCCGAGGGGCUGAUAUUACCGUUAGUCUUAAUUAAAGACACUGAAGGGAACUAAAGACUGACAGCACAGGCAAUGUCAGGCAGCCGCAUGGGCGCUCAGUGUCAAGGUCUUCCUGACGGGUGUCCGCUUCUGGUUUUGGUGACAUCUCAUAAAAAUAGUUCCUGUGUAUUUUAGUCUAAAUUAGACAAUGACACUGUGGUUUCUGGAUAGUUAUACAGACAAUUUUAUGUCACGCAGUUAUAAGAAGUAGGAAGCAACCGGUUGUGAGCUUUUGUACGAUGGACCUGCGUUUUGCAUUCCCCUUGGCUGUACUCCUGCUGUGCUCUGGUCCAGUUAUAGCGAAAGAUCAAGACGUGAAUGUUAUUGUGGCUAUGGCAGACACCGCCAUCACAUUACCUUGCUCUAAUAUGCCACUUAAGGAGAAAAUGGCAAUAAACUGGCAGUGGUUGCCCCACGGUGCGGACAGCACCAGACUGAUCCUCUCUGCUGACCGAAGGCAGGAGUUUCUGGGCAGGCUGUCCAAGAGGGACGCCCGUCUGGCCGACUCAGGCUUCUGGAAGUCGGGAAACUUCUCGUUGUCUUUUAGGGCCAGUUCCGAGGAUGGCGGCCAUUACACAUGCCUCAUUAACCAGGCCCAGAAGACGCUGAAAGAGCACGUCAUGCUCCUGGUCGUUCUCACAGUGUCUGCAGAUCCCCCCCUCCCUGUUCCAGAGCAGAGCACGCUGCGCCUGCAGGCAAAAGUGUCCGGGUCGAGCUCGGUCCUCGACAUUUCCUGGCUUUCCCCCCACGGGCUGCCACUGCACUAUGAGGUGCUCCCUGAAGGGGGCGUGAUCACUAAACUACCCAAAAUCACACUUGCUGAUAAGGGAGACUACAUCUGCAAAGUUAGGCCACAGGGGAACCGUGGAAGACCAGCUUCCCUCUUUUUGUAUCCAGUGACAGUUGAUGGUAAGUGGGGAAAAUAGCUGCAGGGAGUUUGAA
Molecule: messenger RNA, 1615 nt
Organism: Brienomyrus brachyistius
Lineage: Eukaryota; Metazoa; Chordata; Actinopteri; Osteoglossiformes; Mormyridae
Product: basement membrane-specific heparan sulfate proteoglycan core protein-like
Exons: 6
Coding region: 913-1599 (228 amino acids)
Biological process (GO): interleukin-15-mediated signaling pathway; T cell activation; positive regulation of ERK1 and ERK2 cascade
Cellular component (GO): membrane raft; external side of plasma membrane
Molecular function (GO): protein tyrosine kinase binding; MHC class II protein binding
Source: RefSeq, a predicted model, not a curated record